Molecule: messenger RNA, 2376 nt
Organism: Lindgomyces ingoldianus
Lineage: Eukaryota; Fungi; Ascomycota; Dothideomycetes; Pleosporales; Lindgomycetaceae
Exons: 17
Coding region: 1-2376 (791 amino acids)
Source: RefSeq, a predicted model, not a curated record
AUGAAGAAGAUUCAAAAGAAUGUUGGAAAAGAAUGGAAGUAUCAAAGAGACCGAAAGAGUGAGCUACAAGCCAAGCUUGCGGACAAGUCUUAUAUAGAAGUCCCAGGUGGAUUUGCUUCAGACUCCCAUUUUGACGUAAAAGGAAACACGCCCGGUGCCAUAGACAGGGGACAUUUGCAGGACUGGAAGAAUAUGAUUUCAUGGACAGGUCGAUGGCGGCUAUCGGCAUUCAACGCAGCCUUUGAAACAAGUGUACCCGGAAUGGUCGAGAUCGACGCAGGCAUGCGAAGAUUCGAAACCAGAUAUCGUGGACAACCGCGCGAAAAGUCGCCUAUCAAUUUAAAGUUGAUGGGGAGAUUGCAAUGCUACUACGAUCUUACUGACCUUUGCUACACUGUGUUUCCGAAUUCUAUGGACCAUAAUUUGGACAGAUGUGAUCUGUCAAAUUUUAUGUUGGGUACUUUUGUAAGGCCUAAUAUGUGGAAUUGUUGUACAACAACUGAAGUUCGUGGCAUUCAAAUGAUGUUGGAGGUUGGAGGGUUGAAGUGGAAUGAAACAGCAGGCACAGCUGCCCUCAUCUUCACCAUUCUUUCAAAAUUUGUCCUGCAAGCCCCAUCCGAAAGGUUCGAACAGCCGUGUCAGCAACUUCAUCUAUCCCCAUCAACGGGUUACCGAACUGCUGUCGUGGACAGGUCACCGUUUAUCUCGUUUCGCUCGCUUCAUACCAUUUCUGUUUCACCAUUCCGGGCAGUGGGUCGAUUCAAUAUCGCUCUGAGCCUGUGGCGUCCAUGGCGCUCUGGUAUCUUCCUUCCAAUAUUUCUGACCUGCAUAUUCUCUAGUGACCCGUCUUCCGCGCAGCAUAUGGAGUCAUUUCAACUGCGAUACUGCUUACCCCUGAAGGUUUCGUCAGAGCGCACUGCUAAUGUUUGUAAACGCUCUUGCCAUCUCACGCGUGAGUUGGAACCGAUGAUUUUCACGCUUUGGCUGUUUCUUAAUGUACCUUUCAUAUGUACCACCCCUGUACGAUGCUCUUCUUUCAUGCAUCAAACAACUCGUCACAUGCUGGCUCAUACAUUGAGACGGAACAAGAUCCAAUUUAGGAUAGAAGUCUGCAUCUCCUCCGCUCUCCUGAAGUAUAGAUCUUGGGUUUACAGGAUCAUUCCUUUCUCUCGGUCACCCUAUCAAAUUCAAUUUCACACCGUGGACCAUUCCCCUGAUAAACCCCUCAAUUCUCUGGAGAGGGGAGGCAGUGGACCUGACGGCGCUUUGCUUACCGCUAUUGCACAUCCUGCACAUCCUCACCUUUGGACACUCCCAUCACUACACAAUCGCCUGGAUUACGGCAACGUCGAUUUUAUGCUACGAUUCUCAGGAGUUCAGUUAAAUGAUUAUGAACUCCCUCUAUUUGACGAAGAAACCUCCAAUUUUUCCUCAACCGUCCAGUUCGCUGAAAAAAAGCCUAUCCGUAGCUUUGUCGGACGAUUCCUUUUCGCACUUUUGGCCAUUGCAUUAGUCGUUCUGUUCGAGUUCCUACUAUGCUUUCACUCCUCCAAACCGGCCAUUCCUCAAUUCCCUCCAGGCGAAUUAAAUCACCAUGUCGACGACCAAAUCCACCUCGCCUUCCUCAAGUUACCGACUAAGAAAGAGUUCAUACCAAGAAUGUGCGAUAAUCUAGACUGGCGGAUGCAAAGUGGACACUGGAAGACGUGGGUGAUAUUGGGUAUUCGGCCGUCCCUGCCAGCAUCUGAUAGUUCUAGGGACAGUUUACCGGGCGGGACUGGGAACAAUUCGAAUUCGUUAUGGGAACGCUUUCCCUUCCGUUGUAGUGUCCCGUGUGGACCUUCCAUUGAAGCAACAAGCUAUUUCGUUGUAGCAGAUGAUAAUGGUGGUAGAUUGCUUUCCAUUUCAUGGUUGACAUUUUCUUUGUUAGGCAUUAGUGCAAAAUGUUCACGGCAAAAUCUCCUUCGCGAGCAUGCCGACAUUUUUGUUAACAUACUCUCUAUUGGAUCUUAUCCGCACAAAUAUCUUUUUCACAAUUCUAGGGUGAGACAAGGAAUAUUAACAAUACGAAGUCAUAACUACGGUUGCACGUUAAGAGCUGGAAGGUGGCUCUUCGGCAGUAUUCCUGAGCCAGUAACACACAUGAGAAAUUCCCUCCAUCUUCAGUUCAGUAAUUUUGAGCCCAGCAUACGCCAGACUCUAUCCUCUGAACCCAAUAGCCCAACUCUUCCUCCCCUAGCUCGCGGUAUUCACCUCUCCAACAUCCUGCCAAUCUCGAUACCAAAUUCUAUUCCUAUGGUGGACAGUAAUCUCUACAGCUUUGUAGUUGUUCGAGUCGUAUGGCUCAUGACAUAUCAGGCAUUCCUCUUCCUUUAG